CAACAUUUCAGUCCUUAUAAACUUUAUAAGUCGCCAUCUUACAUUUUCCACUUCGCCAUCAAAGCUUGAGUCAGAGUGCGAAGUGAGAACUUUUUGUGGUAAACAUGUCUCGUUACUCCAGACCUCCAAAUUCGUCGCUGUACAUAAGGAAUGUUCCAGAUGGCACACGCCAAGAAGAACUCAGAAGCGCUUUCGGAAAGUACGGACCCAUCACAGAUGUCUAUAUUCCUUUGGAUUAUUACACACGGCGUCCUAAGGGAUUUGCAUAUGUGCAGUUUGAAGAUCCGAGGGAUGCAGAUGAUGCACUGUACCAUUUGGACCGAACACGCUUUUAUGGAAGAGAACUGGAGAUUGAGUUUGCAAGAGGAGACAGAAAAUCACCUGGACAAAUGAGAGGAAAAGAAAGAUCUUCAAGGAGGUCCCCAUACUCAAGAUAUGAUGAUUAUGACAGGAAGCGUUACAGGUCAAGAAGUCGCAGCCCAAGACGCUCUCGAACAAGGAGCCGUUCUCCAAAGAGAGAAAGAGAGAGCAGGAAGUCUUACAGUCGCUCAAGGAGCAGGAGUCCAUCAUUUGAAAGGAAACGUGAAGAAGGGACACGAAGCAGAUCCAAGACGGGGAGCCCUGACGACGGCAAGUCGGACAAGGAAGAGAGGGAAGCGUCCCCCGGGGAGUGAUUUGUUGGAUGGUUUUCAGAGAAUAUCAUGUCAUUUCAUCAUAAUGUGAAUACCCAUUGAAUUCUGUCACUGUCACACGAUGAACAAGUGCUUUGCAUUGGUUUUAUGAAGUAUGUGUUCUCAUGUUUUGUUCAUGACUAUAUGAGUUUAUGUAAGCUUGUUGUGACUUCCGUGUUACUGUCUUUACAUACACGCCCAAAACUGUGGUCACUGUUCUGUAGUAAAGUGAAUUUUUACAUUUUUUUUCGGGGAUGGGGGGGGAGCUUUUGGUCUAGUUUGUACAUAUUAUGUUGGUAUUUUAAUAGGACAAAAGGGGUGGGGGUUUGGUUGGACAGCACUUUUGGUGUUGUUUUUAUGGCAUGAUUUGUGCCGCAUUGGCUUCAAUCACAUCUUGUAUGGAUCGUCAUUUUUCAUAGAAAUAAAAAUCACUUGUUGGUCUA
Molecule: messenger RNA, 1114 nt
Organism: Aplysia californica (California sea hare)
Lineage: Eukaryota; Metazoa; Mollusca; Gastropoda; Aplysiida; Aplysiidae
Product: serine/arginine-rich splicing factor 10
Exons: 7
Coding region: 105-674 (189 amino acids)
Biological process (GO): mRNA splicing, via spliceosome
Cellular component (GO): nuclear speck; cytoplasm
Molecular function (GO): RNA binding
Source: RefSeq, a predicted model, not a curated record